Messenger RNA from Xenopus laevis (African clawed frog), 2028 nucleotides. RefSeq names its product solute carrier family 35 member B3 L homolog (gene slc35b3.S). Lineage: Eukaryota; Metazoa; Chordata; Amphibia; Anura; Pipidae. Gene Ontology annotation, biological process: transmembrane transport; 3'-phosphoadenosine 5'-phosphosulfate transport; 3'-phospho-5'-adenylyl sulfate transmembrane transport. Gene Ontology annotation, cellular component: membrane; Golgi membrane; endoplasmic reticulum membrane. Gene Ontology annotation, molecular function: 3'-phosphoadenosine 5'-phosphosulfate transmembrane transporter activity; transmembrane transporter activity. The record is from RefSeq and is marked validated.
CAUAGUGGCCGGGCUGUUACUGCUCCUGCUUUCCCGAGGCCCCGGAACAGCUGCACCCAUGGGUGGCACUGACAGCGGCGGGCUGGUUUAGAGAUGCGCUUCCAAUGCUGAAAGAUAAACAGAGAGUAGCCUCAGAGGGGCAGGAGGCAAUAGAUCUGAAAGGAUCUGAUACCACCCAAUCUGAAACCAUGGACCUGAAAUUCAGCAACUCAAGAAAAUAUAUAUCCAUCAGCAUCCCUUCAAAAUCUGACACAAUGUCACCGCAUAUUAAAUCUGUAGAUGAUAUCCGGGUGCUUGGAAUCAAUCUCAGCCAGUUUCAAAAGACUGUGCAAUUUUUUAUUUGUGUUUCCGGAGUUUUUGUUUUUUAUUUAAUAUAUGGAUAUUUACAGGAGCUGAUCUUUUCAGUGGAAGGAUUUAAACCCUUUGGAUGGUACUUGACAUUAGUGCAAUUUGGAUAUUACUCCGCCUUUGGCUUAGUAGAACUUCAACUGACGCAGGAUAAACGAAGAAGAAUACCUGCAAAAACCUACAUGAUUAUAGCUUUCCUAACUGUGGCUACAAUGGGUCUGUCAAACACUUCCCUGGGAUAUCUCAAUUAUCCUACUCAGGUUAUUUUCAAAUGCUGUAAACUGAUCCCUGUCAUGAUUGGAGGGAUAUUUAUUCAAGGAAAGCGCUAUAAUGUAGCAGAUGUGGCUGCAGCUGUCUGUAUGAGUGCUGGACUUAUAUGGUUUACACUAGCUGAUAGCACAGUUGCACCCAAUUUCAACUUAACAGGUGUAUUGCUAAUAUCACUGGCGCUUUGUGCUGAUGCUGUUAUUGGAAAUGUUCAAGAAAAGGCAAUGAAACUGCACAAUGGAUCCAAUUCAGAAAUGGUCCUGUACUCCUAUUCUAUAGGAUUUGUUUACAUUUUGCUAGGAUUGAGCAUUACUAGUGGACUUGGUUCUGCAACAGCAUUCUGCUCUAUGCAUCCAUUCCAAACCUACGGAUAUGCAUUCUUUUUCUCUUUAACUGGCUAUUUUGGAAUCUCCUUUGUACUUGCUUUGAUUAAGAUUUUUGGUGCUCUCGUUGCAGUCACAGUAACCACUGGAAGAAAAGCUAUGACAAUUGUUCUCUCCUUCAUGUUUUUUGCUAAACCAUUUACUUUUCAGUAUGUGUGGUCUGGCUUGUUGGUUGUGCUUGGAAUAUUUUUAAAUGUCUACAGCAAGAACAUGGAUAAGAUGAAACUUCCCCAAAUUCUCGCCCUUUUGAAGAAAGGUCCUGAAGGAAAAACAAGGACGUUCUCACAAACUGUAUAAAUAUUUUGGGUUUUAUAUAUUUUUUUUAAAGCUUCUUUUUAAUAUUAUUACAAAAAUCAUUAAAUGAUUAUAUUUUUCCAAGGGGAAUAUGGAUAAUCUAUAGAGAUGUUGAAGGCACAUUGCCUGACUGUUACUGCUAAUGAGUACAAACUGUUCUUUCAGGGCAAAAGGAGCCAUUCUACCCCUCCUCUGACUUUGGACAGUUUGCUUAUUGUGAUAUCUUGUGGACUUCUUUACUGCAGGCAUCUGUACUCUCUCUAUGUAGAGGUACACACAGAAGGGACCAUUACAUUUUAUUACAUUUUUUAAAUGAUUUUAAUAUUUCACCCAAAGUCUAAAAUCAUUGUUUCAAGGCUGUAUAUUUUGAAUGGAGAAAUUGCAUAUAGAUAUAUUAAAAUGUGGACCUUCAAGUACAUUCAACAGGCACUGUAUGUAAGUUUGCAUCAUAUUUGUUUUACAAAGAAAAGUUUCUCAGCCAACUGCAUUCAAAUUGUGCAUUACUUUUUAUUACACUGAGUGUUGCCAUUUUUUACAUAACACGUAGGAAGUUUGUUAAUACAGGUAUUGGAUUUGUUAUCCAGAAACCCUAUUUCCAGAAGGCUCCAAAUUACAGGAAGGCCAGCUCCCACAGACUCCAUGUUAAUAAAAUCACAUUUUUAAAAAUGAUUUCCUUUUUUUCUAUAAUAUUAAAACAGUACCUUGUACUUGAUCAAAACUAAGAUAUAAUUAGUCC